Messenger RNA from Moneuplotes crassus, 2229 nucleotides. NCBI's taxonomy places the organism in Eukaryota, Ciliophora, Spirotrichea, Euplotida, Euplotidae. The record is from the annotation of a GenBank genome assembly.
UAUUAAAUCAUUCAAGGAAGAAAUAUGCAUAUGCUUCUUAAAAAUAACUGGAUUUGGAAAGAUAUCCAGGAUAGAUGGGCUUUCCAUGACAUAGACUUUGGCGAAUCCAAAGUGGAAGCAAUAUAUCAGCAGCAGGUCCUCAGAACUAUCAGGAUAAACUGGAAAUUUCUCUUACUCAUAUUCAAGAUUAUAUUCUUCAUUAUAUUUGUCCUUUUCCAAUUCGACAACCAGGAUGAGCCAUCAAUAAAGAGAGUCAUUCCCCUCUUACUGAUCUUACUUUUCUUCGGGUUAGAUUAUUCAAUUCGGAGGAGUAAGUUUAUAGCCAAAUAUGGAGCAGUGGUGAUCAUAGUUAUCCUUGGACUUUUCAUGACUAAAGUGAACCUCUCACUAAAAUAAAUUCAGGCUUUAUGAAGGAUUUCUAGUACAUUUUUCGGUUUCCAUCUUAUUGUCAACCUGAGUUAUAUCAGACUGGAAGGUGCCAUCAAUUGCUGUGAUAUUGAUAUAUUUGAACCUAAUGAUAAGGCUUGAUAUGAAUUUUGAAAAUGUGCCGCCUACUCUGAAAAUUGCAAUUGUGUUUGCCCUUUUUAUGUUUGUAUUUACUGCCUUUUUGGUUUAUCGGACCUCUAAAAAGGAGUUCUUAUCAACAUACAAAGCAAAGCAAGUAUCUGCACAGCUAAACAAGGUUCUUCAAGGACUUCCAGAAGGCGUUAUCAUUAUGAACGACCCAGGGAAUAAACUAAAAUUUAUCAACCAGAAGCUAAAAAUCACGCUAGACCUCAGUAUUUUCCAAAAUUGUGGUAAGAAGAUUGAUCGCUUGGCAGAAAUGAAGCAAUCAAUCGAAGAUAGCUUUGAAAAAAUUUACCACAAAGCAUCAGGAGAUUCACUAAGUGCUCAAGACUCAAAGGAUUUCAUCGAUAAUAUACUUAGCAAACUCCAGGUCCGCAUCAAGAGUAAGAGAAUUGAAGAGUCAAAAGGAAACAACCCUGAUGUAGAAAAGGAAGAAUAUAUGCAGCUCUCAUUGCCUACAUUCCUUCAAGAUGAAAGAGAGUUAAGCAUGCAUGAACAAUUUAAUGAAAGGAGCACAAAGGUAUGUAUAACCUACGACUCCAGCAUAUUCGAUGAAGGUACUGAGUUAGUACACAGAGAUUUCAUCGUUAAAACUUCUAAGAUUGAUGUAAUUGGAGGGGAUGAGAAGAGUUCAACUUUCUUACAAAUGUUUAUUGACACUACUCAGAUCACUCUGCUUGAAGAAGCUAGAGCCCAGAGUAAUUAUCAGAGGCAGAUGUUAUCCAAUGUAUCUCAUGAAUUCCGGACUCCUCUCAACGCCAUGGGGCUCUCUCUGUAUUUAAUGAAGGAUCAUCUGAGUGGAGAAUUACUGAAGUUCCAUCGAAUCGCCUCCUCAUCGUGUGACAUUUUGAAAACCCUUGUUGAAGAUAUUUUGGAUUUCUCUAAGAUCGAAGCUGGAGUUUUUCAAAUUGAACAGUCAGAAUUUACAUUUAAAGAGCUCUUUGAUGAGAUCAAAGACAUCUUUGAAAUGCAGGUUCAGACGAAGCCUGUCAGCCUCAACUUCAAAAUGGAUAAUAUUUUUCAAAACCAAAAAAUCAAAACUGAUAAGCAAAGGGUUAAGCAGAUUUUGAUGAAUUUAGUAUCAAAUUCGGUCAAGUUCACUGAUCAAGGCUCGAUAGAUGUUCAAUUAAGAAUUAAGCCAAUAAGAGAUGGCUUAUGAAAAUAAGCUCAGCUGGAAUGGAUGUGAUCUUUCAAAAAGUAUAAUUUCGGAAGGGCUAGAUGAUAUUUUUGAUGAGAUGCCAGUCCUUGCAAUCAACUUUUGUUCAAAUCAUUAUAGUUUUAAUACUAAUCCCUCUAAAUUUGAUUCUGACCCAUGAACGCUUGAGAAAAGGAGAGUUUUUCCAAGGACUGUUAGAAUUGAAGAGGAAGAACCAAUUCAUCCAGAAUUCACUAGGGAGCUUAAGGUAGAAAUGACAGUUUCAGAUACUGGAAUAGGAAUACCAGAAAAAGACCUAUCUUCUCUUUUUAAACUAUUUGGAAAGACUAGUUCCGACCAUAAUCGAAACAAGACUGGAACUGGACUAGGUCUGACUAUUUGUAGGAAACUUUGUCAGAAAUUAGGAGGGAAUAUAAAUCUGAAAUCUCAAGAAGGAGUUGGCACAGAAGUUACCUGCACAUUUGUAUGCCUUUACUAAAGUAAACCAUAUUUUUAUUAUUCACCCA